CCAACUACCGUUACCUCACCACACAACUAACAGCCGCCAAACCAAACACAACCCUCUUACCGUCUUACGUUUCCAUUUGUUUUCCUUUUUUUCUAUAUUUUUUUCCUUAAAUCCCUUUUUAAUCUUUAUUGUUCAUGUUUCUUUCCCUAUUUUCUCUUGUUCCUCUCUCUGGUUUCAAUAAUGGAGUCUAAGCUUCUUCUCAAACCUACUACCUUUUGCAAACCUUCAACACCCUUUUCUCCUUUUCACCUAACAACUCGAGGGUCUUGCUUUUCAUUCAACCCCAUUUCAUAUUCUCCCCAAAAAUCCAAUCUUUCUCUUAAGGUUCAAGCUGCUUCUGUUGGAUCGGUGCCGACAAAGAAAAGGAUUGAUGGGAGUGAAAAUUUGACCCUUGAUCAUAUAAGACAUUCUUUGAUUCGUCAAGAAGAUAGCAUUAUCUUUUCCCUCUUGGAGCGAGCACAAUACUGCUACAACAAAGAAACUUAUGAUUCUGAUGCUUUCUCCAUGGAUGGAUUUCAUGGCUCUUUGGUAGAAUACAUGGUCAAGGAAACUGAGAAACUUCAUGGCAUGGUCGGGAGGUACAACAGUCCUGAUGAACAUCCGUUCUUUCCCGAUGUUCUACCUGAACCGUUUCUACCUCCUUUGCAAUACCCUCAGGUGUUGCACCCUAUUGCGGAAUCGAUAAAUAUAAAUGAUAACGUCUGGAGUGUAUACUUCAAAGUCCUUAUCCCACAAUUAGUCAAGGAAGGAGAUGAUGCUAAUUAUGGAUCCUCCGCUGUUUGUGAUGUAAUGUGCUUGCAGGCUCUUUCAAAGAGAAUCCAUUAUGGAAAGUUUGUAGCCGAGGCGAAAUUUCAAGCUAAUCCAGAUUCAUAUGAAGCUGCUAUUAUAGCACAGGACAAGGACAAAUUGAUGAAAAUGCUAACCUAUCCUGAAGUUGAAGAAGAUAUUAAAAAGAGAGUAGAGAUGAAAGCCAAGACUUUUGGACAAGAAGUGAUUAUAAAUACAGAAGAACAAAAGACUGAGCCUGAGUACAAAAUUAAUCCAAGCUUGGUUGCUGAUUUAUAUAGUGAUUGGAUCAUGCCGUUGACAAAACAAGUUCAAGUUGCAUAUUUAUUAAGGAGGCUCGAUUGAGCAUACAUUGUUUAUCUUUCCAUGUAUUGAUGCUUGCAGUGAACCUAUUAGCACCGCCUUUAAAUUGAAGGCGCGUGUCUAUUGUCUGACACAUGUCAGUGUCCAAUGAUUGUUGGUAUAGUUUUGUCUUGCGGAUGUGUAUGAGUAAGUGGUUUUGGCAUAUGUAAUUAACAUAUGAAGAAGUUGAUUUCCUAUGCCAUUCAUGACUAUAAUAAGGAAGGAAAUGGUUUAAGGUGUGUUUGAUUUUUA
Molecule: messenger RNA, 1380 nt
Organism: Vicia villosa (hairy vetch)
Lineage: Eukaryota; Viridiplantae; Streptophyta; Magnoliopsida; Fabales; Fabaceae
Product: chorismate mutase 1, chloroplastic-like
Exons: 6
Coding region: 181-1131 (316 amino acids)
Biological process (GO): aromatic amino acid biosynthetic process; chorismate metabolic process
Cellular component (GO): cytoplasm
Molecular function (GO): chorismate mutase activity
Source: RefSeq, a predicted model, not a curated record